AUGAGGAAAAACCACAACUUCACGUCUCAACAAGUCGAGGAGCUAAAGGAGAAGGUGGAAGGACUGUAUUUGGAUGAUGAUGCUACUACAGAGGAAAUAUCUAAAGCUCUGAAGGAACUAUCUGCUGCUCUUAAGGCAGAAGAGAUGUUUUGGAGACAGAAAAGUAGGGUUCUUUGGUUAAGGGAGGGCGAUCGGAAUUCAAAAUAUUUUCAUGCGUUGGAGAAGCAAAGAAGAGCAAGGAAUAGGAUAACGCAACUCCUGGAUGAGAAUGGAAAUAUAGUGGAGGAUGAGGAGGGGCUAGUAGCCAUUGCUACUAGUUAUUUUAGGCAAAUAUUUGAAUCCUAUGACCCAGAGGAUAUAGCUGAGGCACUAUCAGAGGUUCCAACAACGAUCACAGGAUCAAUAAAUGCAGACCUUACAGUCCCUGUAACUGAAUGGGAGGUUCUCCCACAGAGAAUAUCAGAGACCCAGUCAGCCUUUGUUGCGGGUAGACAGAUCACGGAUAAUAUCAUGAUAGCUCAGGAGAUGUUCCAUGCCUUGAGAACUAAGCCAGGAGGAAGGGUUAAACGGAUGGCUAUAAAGACUGAUAUGAGUAAAGCAUAUGAUAGGAUGGUCCCAGCGAAUGUUAGACAGCAGAUAAAAGACACUCUUGGUAUACAAAAUGAAGGUGGGAUGGGCUCAUAUCUAGGAAUCCCAGAGGAUAUUAGUGGUUCAAAGUGCAAAUUAUUUGCCUUCCUCAAGGAAAAGCUCCUACAUAGAGUGAAUGGCUGGACGGGUAGAUGGUUAUCUAAGGGUGGGAAGGAGGUUUUGAUUAAAUCGAUAUUACUAGCUCUCCCGACCUAUGUCAUGUCCAACUUCCUGCUUCCUUUGGAGAUAUGUGAGAACUUAGCAAGUGCCAUUGCACAAUUCUGGUGGAGCUCGAAUCCUCCGAAAAGAGGAGUUCACUGGGCAAAAUGGGAAAAGAUGUGUGCGCCUAGAGAAGAGGGAGGAAUUGGUUUCCAUUCAUUAGUAGCGAGAGUUCUCCGUGGAAGAUAUUACCGUCUCAGUUCGCCGUUGCGAAUGGGCACUGUAGAUACUCCAUCUUAUGUAUGGACAAGUAUAUCUUCCGCGAGGAAGUUAUUGCUUCUAGGAAUUAGAAGUAAGGUGCACUCAGGGUACGAAAUUAAUGUGUGGGAAGAUCCUUGGAUCCCUACGAUGCCAGCUAAGCCGGCGAGUGCCCGAGCUCCAGCAGUGAAUCCUAAGAUGCUUGUAAGCAGCCUUAUUAAUUCUGUCACCAAAGAGUGGGACACUCGAUUACUGGAGCAAUAUGUAGCUCAAGAAGACAUCCCGAUGAUUCAGAGUUUGGCCAUUAGUCCUACUCAUCGACGUGAUACAUUUUGCUGGAGUUACACAAAGACUGGACAAUAUACUGUCAAAUCGGGAUAUUGGGUUGCGACAAACUUGAUGAAAGAUGAAGAGGAGUUAGAAGUUCUACAGUCGAGCAUCAUAAAACUUCAAGCCUUCGCUUGGAAGAUAGCCGUAACAAGAAAUCUGGUACGACGCAACAUGAGAUGUGACAAUUACUGCCCAAGAUGUGGAGCGCCAGAAGAGACCGUUACUCAUGCUAUCUUUGAGUGUCCACCGGCCUUACAAGCAUGGGAGUUAUCACAAACACCAUCGAGCUUUGGAAUCUUUCCUGUAUCGACUAGGAAUGAUAAGUUGUUUAGAGGCAUAAACAGAGAUCCAUUGGAGCUAGUCAGGUAUGCAGAGUGUGAGUGCCAAGCUUGGUACAAUGCAAGAGACUCGGUGCCGGUUCUGCCAAAUGUACAGACUAUUGAAGAACCACAAGUCUUAAGCUUGGGAUGCAAUGGGGAAGAUACAACUCAUGGGGUCAAGGAACUUACGGAGGAGGGAGACAUUGUUACACUCGGAACUGGAAGCUUUAAAGUGGGCAAUGGAGAGCAUGAUACAACACUCGACUUGUCAAGAGUUUGGGACGGACUGCAAGGAUCUGAUAGCAAUGAUGGAACAGCCACAAGAUUGGCCCAACUUCUCAACUGA
Molecule: messenger RNA, 2040 nt
Organism: Brassica napus (rape)
Lineage: Eukaryota; Viridiplantae; Streptophyta; Magnoliopsida; Brassicales; Brassicaceae
Exons: 8
Coding region: 1-2040 (679 amino acids)
Source: RefSeq, a predicted model, not a curated record